AUGCUUUGCGACUGGCCGUGCGAUUUGUCCAGCAAGACUGCAUCGACCGUCGUGAGCGCUCUGGAAGGGGCGGCGGGAAUGGAGCACGCCAUGUCGUUGUAUCGGGCCUGGGCGGACGCCUACGGGCUCUCCCCCGACUCGCUGCUUCCGCCCUCCCCCCUCUCCCUUCCGCCCUCCCUCCCCCCCGCCCCUCAUCUCGAGGACUGCGCCACGCUCACAGCGCUGCGCCAGCAGGCGGAGCAACGGGGGGAAGGGGGGGAGCCGCCAGCUUGGGCGGACCCCCCGCGGAGCAGUGAGGGCGGGUGCUGUCAGCCGCGGGGCACAUGGCAUGCGGAAAGUUCACCUUCAGACUCCUCGUCGUCCUCAUCCUCCUCCUCCUGCAAUCGCCCACCACAGCCACCGUGGGUGCGGGGGGCGGACAGCAACAGCCUGGCCAUGACGCGCCAAUCGCAGCGCGACAUCUGGCUGCACCAGAUGCUGCCUCCCCGCGCCUGCCAGGGCCGGCGCCUGCUGCUCGUGCCGUGGAGCACCGGCAUGUACCAUGGCGUGGGGUCGCAGGUGCAUCUGAUGGGCGCGUUCCUGGGCCUGGCAAUGCUGCACAACCGCACGCUCAUCCCGCUCGCCAACUCCUUUGACCGCGCCAACCACCCCCACUGCCAAGCGACGGGGCAGCAGGGCGCGUGGGAGUGUUUCUUCUUCCCCAUGGUGUCCCCCGACUGUGAGGCGGAGCUCAACCGGCUGCGAGCACGGGAUGGCAUCGGGGACUGCGUCACGGGGGAGGAGCUCGGGUACGAUAGGGCUGCGCAGUCGGAGCAGCAG
Messenger RNA from Closterium sp. Naga37s-1, 819 nucleotides. Lineage: Eukaryota; Viridiplantae; Streptophyta; Zygnematophyceae; Desmidiales; Closteriaceae. The record is from the annotation of a GenBank genome assembly.